GGGGGAAGGAGGUCUUUCCCUGCCUGUCUGCCUGCCGCCGCCGCCGCGCGGGGAGUCCGGACCGGCAGGCCGUCUGUGGGGCGCCGUCGGGGGCGCCGAGAUGGGCAGCGGCGGCGUCAACCUGGAGAAGCAUAGCCUGGCGCUUCUGGCUGCCAAGGGCGACGUGGCGAGCAGGAGAGCGGCCGCCAGCUGGGCCCUCUUUUCCUACGAAAAAGCCAACGAGCUGAAGCUCCUGGACUCUGGAGCCGGGGGCCCAGAUGAGCUGGCCAAGCGCUUCCAGAGCGGCAGCGUCAUGUACGGACUGUGCCGCCUCCCCGAUGGCGCCACGGGGGAGCAGCACGUGGUCCUCAUCAGCUGGGUUGGCGAGAAGGUCUCGGAGCAGCAGAAGCAGGCCUGCGCCGGGCACCUGCCAGCCAUCCGAGCCUUUUUCAAGGAAGCCCGCCUGGUGGUGAAGGCGUCUCGCGCUGAGGAGGUGACCCAGGAGGGGCUGAGGCACUCGCUGUCCCUGACCGCCCCGCCAGGAGGUCCUGGGACCGCCAAGAAGGUGCCACUCGGUGACCCUCAGGAGCUGGUGGGCACCAACUACAAGAAGACCAACCCAGCGCUGGAGAUCCUCCGUACCAAGAGGGACUCGUUCUGGGCGCAGGCGGAGAGGGAAGAGGAGCAGAGGAGGGAAGAGGAGCACCGCCGGGCGCAGGAGGAGAAGCGGCGCUGGGAGCGGCAGCGCAUGGAGGAGGAGCGUCGGGAAGCGGCCGAGAGGGAGCGCCGGGUGCAAGAGAAGGAGCAGCUCGUCCAGGAGCAGAGGAAACAACAAGCCCAGCUGGAGGCAGAGGAACGCAGGAGGGAGCAAGCCCGAUGGCAGGAGCAGCAGCAGCAGGAGCGAGAGAAGGCGUUUGCAGAACGGGGUCCCCUGAGCUGCUCCGCUGAGAAGGCCACAGAGGCGGCUGCGCUGGCCUCGCAGCGCCCCCACGACCCCCGAGACUUCUUCCACCAGAGGGAACGCUCAGGCUCCGCAGCGGGUGCCCCAGAGUCGCCGUUUCCCACGGGAGGCCGGCCAGGACCGCCGCGACGCCCUUUCCUCCGCCACCAGCGCAGCCUGACGGAAUCGGCCUACAUCUUCCGGGGGCCGGAUCCUGCCCCUGCCAGGCGCCCGUCCGGAGACUUCUCGCCCUCCCCCUCCCCUCGCUCCCCACAGGCGGCCCCUCUUCCGAGCCCCCGUCUUGCCAAAACCCCACCUGUCAGGAACCAGGAGCCUGAGCCCAGAAGCCCCCCACCUCCGGCCCCUGUCCCUGAGAAAAGGACCCCCGUCGCCCCCUCCCCGCCUGGGGGGAGUCCCACCCCACUCCCGGCAUCUGCCCCGCUGGACUCGGGGGACCCUGCCAGGACCCAGCCGCCUGCUGAGGCCUUGGCCCCCCUGGAGGCACUCAGGGGGCCCCCACCCCACCCUCUGCCAGCAGAGUCUGGCCCCCAGUCCCCUUUCGCCCCGUGUGGGGCAGAAGUGACGCCCUGCAUCGGCCAAAGUGCUGUCAUGGAGUCGCCCUCCCCGGGCAGCGCUCCCCGGGCAAAGUCCCCACCUCCAGCCCACGUGCCCCACGGUCUCCCCACAGAAACAGGCUCAGCGGAGCAACCUGAGCAGCCGCCCCUUCCGUACGAAGGAGGGUCCUCUGCCCUGGGGGCAGCUUCUCCUCCGCUCGGCAGCCCCCCUGAGGAAGCCCUGCCCCACGCUGAGGCCAGGGACCCCGCUCCCUCCACGGCCGGUGCUCCUGAAGUGGCGGGUGGGUGCGAGUCGGCCAGGAGCCCCAAAGCUGCGGCUCCCCCACCGGGGAAGGAUCCUGUGACAGGCCCUUCACCAGCCCCAUACUCUGGGUUCAAUGGCUCAUCAGCCUUGGAAGAGGAGAGCUGGCCCGGAGGGCAGGGGACGCCAUCUGUCGAAGCCAAACUCCCCGAGGAUUCAACCUGGGACCUCAGAGCAGGUGGCAGCCAGGCCACUGUGGCAGAUGCCGGAGAGGAAGGCGAGGACCCCUCCCUGCCCACAGGAAGGGCUGGAGAAGACUAGUUCAAACACUCGCGUGCACUGCCCCCCCCAUUCCCUCCCACCUGCUUGCUUUUGCUUGGAUGAGCCCCAUCUCACCUGCCCACAGCCAUUUGCUGCCACACACACACACCCCCUCCGAGACACAACUCUGCCCCUGCUUUUGUCUUUGCCCAAUAAAGGAAAAGUGGGAACCA
Molecule: messenger RNA, 2229 nt
Organism: Zootoca vivipara (common lizard)
Lineage: Eukaryota; Metazoa; Chordata; Lepidosauria; Squamata; Lacertidae
Biological process (GO): neuron projection morphogenesis; postsynaptic actin cytoskeleton organization; regulation of actin filament polymerization
Cellular component (GO): lamellipodium; postsynaptic density; site of polarized growth
Molecular function (GO): actin filament binding
Source: RefSeq, a predicted model, not a curated record